This is a messenger RNA of Physcomitrium patens, 4565 nucleotides long. RefSeq lists its product as uncharacterized. Lineage: Eukaryota; Viridiplantae; Streptophyta; Bryopsida; Funariales; Funariaceae. The record is from RefSeq and is a predicted model, not a curated record.
UCCUGCAAAUUGGCAGAGGGAUGUCGCAGGGGUACUGGAGUACUGGACGAGCUUGCAGCAGUAGAAGCAGGCCAACUGCCAGCGUCCGCAUCAUUGUAGCAUGAUUCCAUAUCGCUUGAAAUUGACGCAGGGAUUAGUUAUCUGCUGGUGGCCUGGUAGGGCGUGAGUGGAGCGUAAUAUGGCUUUGGGGAUCUAUUGAGCCAGAGCUCAUGUCUCUGUACGUGCGUGUUGUCACGUUUCAGAGGUGGCCGGAGACGAUGCUGUCCCGUGCUGGAUUUCGCUGUGUUUCAAAUCGUAGCGCCGGAGUUGCUGCCUGGUUUUGCUGCAGUCUGAGAAGAGCCAAUUUAUAGAUGGUUUUGUUUCUCGAUAGUCACCGUAGUGGCAGCCUUAAUAAUGGGCAUAUUGCUUCACAUGGAUGGAGCGAAGAAUUGUCCCGGAGGCGUUGUUCUGUGGAGAGCCUAGUCUGUUGCGUGUGAACAGGAGCAAGAGGAGCUGCCCGUAAUCGCUGUCGCAGACUUGCGAGGGAAAGUUUGAGGCCGAAUCUGCACCGACGAGAUUUUUCAGAGGUUUUGGAGAAUUCAUCAGCAUACAUGGGAAAUACUGAAGGCUUCUUCCCUGGUUGCGCACAGCACCACUAAUCAAGGCGGUGCAGUGUGCUAUGCCUAAUCAAAGGAUGCCAGGGCGGAAGAAAGCAAACCUUGUCCACAGCCCUCGCAACCCUGGGCUGGCCACUAUCAUUGCGACUCCAGAACUGCAGAAAGGAACAUGUAAAGCUCGAACAAAUUCUACAUGCCACUCCUCAGUUAAUGCAAUAACUCCGGAAAAUGGUGCCGCACCUGUGUCUGGGCGAAUGGAGGAUGGUGCUGGAAAACAAGGGAACACCAAAGGGAGGCCAAAUUCAGGCCUACUACUAAGGGUUUGCCUGGGAAGUAGUGUUAGAUCGUAUUCCCACUCUACUGCUGCUGAAGCUAGAGAAGCCUGUCGAGCCCCCUUAGAUUGCAACAAUGUAAUGCGGGAGCUCAUCACAACCCCAUCCUCUCUUCCCUGUUCGCCCAUUGGUAGGCAGCGAGUCCUCUCGGAGAAUCUGACAGCUGACGAUACAAUCGGGAAAUCUGUAUAUGGCUCAUUAAAUGGACGCCACAUUAGCGCGAAACUUGCUGCAAGUGUGACUGGCAUUGAAGGACGAUUUGAGGCCGAGGAUACACAAGUGUGUGAGGAAUUAGCUCCCAUGUACCGCGUUAUUAUUCUUGCUCUAUUUACGACUGCCGCCUCAGCAGUCAAGGAUAAGAACAGGAUAGAGAUUCAGAGACUCUUGAAGAUUGUGGCUGAGCAGGAGAAUGAACUUAUUCUCAUGAGGCAGCAACUUAGUAAUCGGUUUGGCUCUCAAGACAUUACAGAGCCGUAUAACCGCCCUUCAACUCAAAUUGUAGGUGAUUUGCCAAGCUUGAAGAAUCUCCAGUGUCCUGAAUUCCAUGACGUAGGGUGCUUGGAAUUGGACGACGCGGUUAAAAGUGUCUAUACCAAAGUAUUGGAAAGAUCAGAUGUGAACAGUCUGAUAGACUUGAGACUUAAGUCACCGUCGCCCUGGAAUCAGGGCCUUCGGCUUGGGGAUGGUGGUGAUUUAUUAUCAGAAGAGGACAGUGAAGUAGCUAGAGAUGAUGCUGUGAAUAAGAAUGUGGUACUCGUGGAAACUCCUGGAAAGGAAUCGAGCGCCGAAGACGUUCUAACUUUCUUGCGUGAUGCCAACUCUAUAUUCGAAAAGUGUCUUGAGGACGAAGAAAAAUGGUAUGUCAACCCCAUGGCAGGUACAAUUGAGGACUGCUACGACGUACAACGCACCCCUGAGAGAGAAAACCUGAACUUCGCUAAGUACUCACCCUUAACUCGACGAUCACACGAGCGCACUGCUUUAAAGCCAUCAAUCGGAAACAGGCGCGUGUGGAAUGCAGAUUACAGAGUGCUCCCUCUAACAGAAUUGGCCCCUGCGUCUCCCUUGCAGGUCAUUCCAUGCCGGCUAUCCAAGGAGUCUGUUACACUAGUUUCAGAUACCAGGUGUAUGGACGAGGAAGUUACAGCACUCCGUGUAGAAUGCGCUGCCGUUGUGCUUAAAUUGAAGAGUAAAGUGAUGACGUCUCUAAGGAAGGAAGCCGCAAGAUGCUUGGCAGAGCAAAACUUAUACUCAACUGAAAUGAAAAUCCUAGUUGCCGUGCUUCUAGCAGCAGUUGCUAGAUGUUGGCGAGAGACGGUACCACAAGCGCUGGCUGCGCUCGGUCUCUCUCCGUCUGAAUACAACAGCUGCCUUUUAAACAAUACCCAGCGAAAAAAACCAAAUGUUUCAGAAUGUGCCAGAGACACUGAUGGCUGGAGACAAUUUUUGGAGGAGGAUGACACUAAUGACCACGAAGCUGAGCAACGAUCUAACCGAGUGGCCGCAUUGUGCUUAUGUGCCUCUAAUUUUGAGCAAUUAAGUAUAUGCAAAUCUUCAAAAUAUAAUGGGAGAGAGGAAUCACCAGAAAUGGAAAGCACGAGCUUCUUUUCAUGUGCUCCUGAAGAAUGUUUCAAAUCAUCAGAGAAUAUCGAGGAAGGUGAGCAGAUCGCACCCGAUACAAGUUGCAGUCAUCAGCAUUCAGAGGAAUCCCCAGAAUCGCUAGGGAAGUUCGUUAGCUGCUGGGAGAAUCCCUCAAAGUGGCUGAAGAACACAUCAGCUCAGGUAGCAGAUAUGGAGUUGCAAAUGAAGAGGCUACAGCAAGAUGUCUUAAAGUUCGAAGCAAAUUGGGAGAUGAAGGAACAGACGUAUUUACGUGGCAAUGUUGUGGAGCUUGAGUCUAAGGCCACCGACGUUGCGGGGCUUCCUCAAUCGGAAGUAUCUACGUAUUGUGACCGAAAGCGUAAUCAUGAGGCUAAUGAAAUGGGUUUUGCCGAGCUGAGACGAGAACUUCGGUGGAAAGAGAGAGAAAUUGCAGAGUUAAAAAGUGAAGUAGAAUCUAGAGAAAUUUUAAUCGCGGACAUGGAGCGGAAUCGCAAGGAUCUUAUGCAAGCUGAAUUUGCGGAAAUGUCACGACAAUUGAGGUCGAAAGACUACAAGAUUUUAGAGUUGAGUAGUGAAGUUCAGUUGAAAGGCCUCGAAGUUGCUGACCUAGAGCGACAAAUGAAGGUAAAACUGCACACGGAUGUGGCUGAGAUGACACGACACAUCCAGUUAAUAGAAAGCAAGUUUUUGGAGUUGACGACUAAGCUACAAUCAAAAGAUGUUGAAAUAGCGGACAUCGAGCGCAACCAAAAGGAAUUCCUUUUGGCGAAGGAUGAAGAGUUGGCUGCAUUGCGAGAGGAAUGUCUUCGGGGUCACGCUCAUCUCGACAAAGUUGCCACUGCUGCACAAUCAACGGAAAUUGAAAAACUAUCUAUGAUAUCAAAUUUGGAGAAUCUUUGUGGUUUCAAAGACAACGAGAUUUCUAAACUGAAGCAGGAACUUCGAAGUGUCGAAAUGAAAAUAAAUUCAUUCAAGCCAUUCCAAUCUCCGACCAAUAAUUAUGGCCGGCGAAGUUCCAAGAGCAAUCACCCCUCUCAAGUUAAUGAACUCGAAGUGACCCUGAUUGACUCGCAAGAACCACACCUGCAUCCAACACCUCAGAGUCCUAACUGCAGCAUUUGCCGGCAAAUUGAAAAUCUCCACCCCCUCGCUUUUAGUGAAGACGAACCUUCUAUAGCACCUACAAAGGUUUCAGAUGGUUGUCUUGCAGCAGCGUAUGAGGUGGAACACCAUGAACCAUGCUAUAUAUCACCUCCAAUGCCUCCAAUACCAUGCUAUGUAGAAGAGCAAUUGGAUCCUAAGGAAUGCGACCAAGGUCUACAAGGCGAGAUGGAAGGACUGGCUGGGGCUGGAGUCUUCAUGUCGCACGAUGCCAGUUCACAGAAUCCAACAACCCUAGCACAGACAAUGAGGCCGAGGAAAUCGAACAACGCCGUCUUGAAAACUAAAAGAACAGAUCUCCGUCGAGUGUCGAUGUCAACAACUGGCAAAAAUCCACCUGGUCCAAACCGGUUGCGGGCCAGUUUGACAUUUACGUCUGCAGCACACUCACAACGGAGUGGGCUGAAGCACCAUUCCAAGGGCACUGAGAACCCUGAGAAGAAACUGGUUCACAAGCCUACGAAACUGAGAAGGAAGUUAGUUGUUAGUCCACCAAGAGCUGGUCAACCUGGUGUGAAGGUGCUAGGUCCCGUUUCGAAUACCUUUGUGAAGACCAUUAAGAUCUCGGCAGACCAGAAUCACGGCGCCAACCCCCUCGUUAGCGAUGCAGAUGGCAGACUGAAAGAGAACUCUGCUUUCAAACGUAGACGAUGGGCGGCAUGAAAUUCCGCCUCGAUUGGUACCUAUCACUACCUCUCGUGGAAAGGAAUACUGAAGCUGUCCCGUAGAGGGAUAUGUAUUGUUUCAUAAUUGUCAGAAUGUUGACACUAGAAUUAAUUCAAUUUUAGCUUCCAUCUUGGAAGCGGCAGUGGAAAACAAGCCAGGAUUAUUAUCUGCAAAGCAGUUAGCUUUUUCUCUGAUUAUAUUGAUCAAA